AUGCAAAAAAGCAGCAGUCCUAACUGGAUACCUGUCAUAUUAGUCUUGAUAAUAAUAGGAACUAACUAUUAUUUUUAGCAAUUCAUUUUUAUUUAGUAGAUGUUUGAAUAAGAAUAUACAGCAGCAGGGUUAUUUGUUACAAUAUUUUUAAAUGUGAAUGUUUUCUUUAUGCUAGCAAAUUAUUAUUAAUGCAUUUGUACUCCUCCUGGAAGUGUUUCACCAGAUAUUAAUGAAUUAUAUCCUAACUUAGAACAAAUAAAAGAGCGUAGUGCAAAAGAGUAGAAAAUAAAAAUACUUUUGAGAAAGGAAAAAAAAUAGAAAAAGAAGACUGGAAAUAACAAUUUGUAGAAUCACGAAAAUACAAUUGAUAUAGAGCUAAGUAACCAAAAGGAAUAACUUAAAAAUGAAAUGAUGAAUUUUGAUAUCAUUAGAAGUAUUUAACAAGUUAGCUAUUGUGUAAAAUGCGACAGAAUUAAACCACCCAGAACACAUCACUGUAAGGAAUGUAAUAGAUGUGUAUAGAGGAUGGAUCAUCAUUGCCCCUGGGUAGCUAAUUGUGUUGGAAUAUAAAAUCACAAAUAUUUUAUCUUGUUUUUAUUGCAUGCAACUUUGAGUGUAGGCACUUGUUGUGUUAAUAUCACAGCUGAUUACAUUUUUAACGAUGGAGCUAUCAAGCAUUCACUAAAUAAGGCUAACAGACUUUGCAUAACAGUCAAUUAAGUUAUGACUUUUGGCUUAGUUAUGUGCAUUGGGUUUCUUUUCAUUUUUUAGGUGAUAAGAAUGCUUAAAAAUUAAACAACAGUUGAAUAUCACAUCGAAGAAAUAAAUGAAAGAAAUCCUUUUGACAAGGGCACAGUCUCAAACAUAAGUGAAAUCUUGGGUGAAAAUAAAAUAUUCUGGUUUUGUCCAAUUAAUCCUUUCACUCGUAUAAAAAAGAAUAGUCUUCAAUAUUCUACUUUCGAUUAAGAAAAUAGAGACUAAGAAAAUUAGUAAAACGACCUAUAUUAGUGA
Tetrahymena thermophila SB210 is the source of this 1011-nucleotide messenger RNA. RefSeq names its product DHHC zinc finger protein. The transcript has 6 exons. Gene Ontology annotation, biological process: protein targeting to membrane; peptidyl-L-cysteine S-palmitoylation. Lineage: Eukaryota; Ciliophora; Oligohymenophorea; Hymenostomatida; Tetrahymenidae. Gene Ontology annotation, cellular component: endoplasmic reticulum; Golgi apparatus. Gene Ontology annotation, molecular function: protein-cysteine S-palmitoyltransferase activity. The record is from RefSeq and is a predicted model, not a curated record.